Molecule: messenger RNA, 1484 nt
Organism: Trichomycterus rosablanca
Lineage: Eukaryota; Metazoa; Chordata; Actinopteri; Siluriformes; Trichomycteridae
Gene: nup42
Product: nucleoporin 42
Exons: 7
Coding region: 94-1425 (443 amino acids)
Cellular component (GO): nuclear envelope
Molecular function (GO): metal ion binding; nuclear export signal receptor activity
Source: RefSeq, a predicted model, not a curated record
AAGCAGCGUUAGCGUUAGCGUUAGCGCUGUAGCUCAGUUUUAUGACUAGUAACUAGUUUUAAUGUAAUAAAUGAAAACUUUAUUAUUACUAUAAUGGCUGUGUGUCGUUUCUUUAUGGAGGGAAGGUGUCGGUAUGGUGAUCAAUGUUGGAAUGAACAUCCGAGAGGAGGAAGGAACCAGAACCAGAACCAGAACCAGAGCAGCAGAGGAGGCUCAGUGAACCGGGUGUGGGUGAACCCCAAUCAGCGCUCGGGAGGAGGUGUGCUCCAGCCCUCGUCCUUCUCUGGAGGUCAAGACUGGAACAGUGGGGCAGGACGGGAUGUCAGGGGUUCCGACUUCAGCCAGAACCGCUUCUCCUCUCUUAACACCACACACUCCACCUACGGCGGUGCAGGAGGAGGAGAUGCAGGAGGAGGAGGUGCAGGAGCAGGUCAUGAUCGAGACAUAGAGGCGAUUCAGAAGGACAUGGAGGCGUGGCAGGACUCAGGACAGUGGAUCUUCUCUUGUUACUCGCUCCUCAAAGCUUCCAUCUCUGGCUUCGUGGAGCUCUCACCUGAGGAACUGAGGAUGGAAUACUACACCAGCAGAACAUCUGGGAACCUGCAGUCCUAUGUGAACUCGGUCCAGCAGCUCUUCAAUCAGUGGAGGUCCAGAGUUCAGGAGCUCAGAACCAUGAACCCAAACACACGUUCUGCCAUGUUAGCGGAAUUGAGCAAUCCGACAGCUCAGCCAGCAUCAGAUGGAUUCUUCAGUUCUUCAGCUUCAUCUACAGGGUUCGGAUCUUCAGCAGGGUUUGGGUCAGCUCCGUCCACAGGGUUUGGAGCUGCACCGUCAUCAGGGUUUGGAGCUGCAUCAUCUUCAGGGUUUGGGUCCACCUCGGCCACAGGGUUUGGAUCUUCAGGAGGGUUUGGGGAAUCAGGAACAUCAACAGGAUUUGGGUCAUCAACAGCAUCUGGACUUCAAGGAGGAGGGUUUGGUUCCAGUUCUCAGAGCGGUGCUGCCGGAUUCUCCUUCGCCCCGCCCAGCGCUGGAUUCGGAUCCUCCUCGGCCCAGCCGGCUUCGUCCCAAUUCGGCUCUCCCGCUCCUUCUGCGUCCUCGUUCUCCUUCACUGCUCCAGCCAAUCAGACCCCAGCUGCAGGGUUCUCCUUCACACCUUCAGGAGGAGGUGGAGGAGGGUUCGGUGGUUCCUCCACUCCAGCGGGGGGUACAGCACCCAGCAGCGGUGGUGGUGGUGGGUUUGGUGGGUUUGGAGGUGCAGUAGGUGUGAGUGCGGGCAUGAGGAGCAGUGGGGGAGGAGGAGGGGACAGCGUGUUCACCCCUCAGAGUGAACUCACCCCGGACGAGCUGAGGGAGUUCAGCGCUAAAAGGUUCACGCUGGGACAGAUUCCUCUCCGAGCUCCUCCUGCUGAACUGCUCAGCGUCUAAAUACUUCUGUGCUCUGAUAUCAUGAUCGUCUUUGUAAUAAAAACCUGAUAUACCUCUAA